CUGUGAAUUAACUGGAAACAUAAUUGUUUGCCAACCGCCAUAAAACAAGAGGAAGAAGAACUGGAAACAUUGGGCUCGAAAAAUGGAGAGGCCUGAAGAAACUGAACAAAGUCAUUUGGCGAUAAAAAUAACCGUAAAACGUGGGCAUAACCUGCACGGAAAGAAUGCAGACAGUCUUCAGACGUUUCUACAAGUUGCAAUGGAUGGAGUGAUGCUGGGAGAGUCAGAUAAGAAAAAUGUGAACCCUGAGGAACGCGUUGUUGAAUACAACUUUACGUGCUCCUAUAAUCCACCCAAUGACGCCCAGGCUUUCAGUAAUAUAGCCCAAAAACCAAUCAUAUUUACAGUGAUGGUCAGUGAGGUCAGUGAGGUCCUUCAUGUGGGAAAAAAAGCUAAGGUGAAAUCAGUUGUCCUGGGCCAAGCUGUGGUCGACCUGUUCCCCCUCCUGCAAGGUCAGCGCGACAUUUCAUGCACAAUCCCAGUAAACCCAGUGAUCAGUCCUGGGAUCACAGAAUCUCAGCUGUGGUCCAACCAAAAGCCAUCCCUGGAUGUUUGUGUCAGCGUGUUGGAGCCUCUGCUGUCUGAAGCUGAACUCUCAGCCUGCACCUUCAUGAAGGUAACAGUAGAAUCAGCGUAUUCUGUGCCGGAGUCAUGGACGCUGCCGUCGGACUUAGCUCCCAGCCCCUUUACAUACACCGCUGCCCUGGAGGUUCCUCUAACUGCAGAUGUGACAAAUAUAAAAAGUAAAGGUGGUUUGCCCUCAUGUUGUUUGAUUACUUUUUUUAGAUUACAACAGAAAAUCUUAGAGAGCCGACUGUGGCCUGUGGAGAUAAUGAGGUCUUCAGUUCCACUAGAAAAGCUAGGAGAGGACGACCCCCAGAUCCCCUUCCAUGGUUUGGCGUUUGUCGACAUGGGCCGGUUGUUAUAUCCUGGAGACUCUCUCAUCCAUGGAGCAUUCUCUGUUCAGCCUUUCUUUGAGACUGAGCUUCUAAACAAAACCAAGCGGAAAGUCAGUGUAUUAAAGAAGCAGGCGAGGGCUGCAGCCAUACAGGCUAAAGAUCGGGCAUGCUCUGCUGCAAGUGCUUCCGGAAGAAUAACAAAGCACUGGAGAGGAGUGAGUAGGGCAGGCAAAGAUAGCAAAGAGUCAGCUAAAAAGCAAGCUGUCUAUCCCGACAGGGUGCCUGAAGAAGAUGGCACUCCUGAAAGCUUUUCUGACAGUGCGUGGCCAGUAAAUGUAGAAGAAAAUAUGUACUUGAAGGCCAAAACUUACAUUAUCAUCAAGAUAUCAUUGAAUAAACCGCUGGUGCCAAAACCCUCCGCUGAAGAACUGGCUAGAAGGGUGAAGGCGCUGAUCCCUCCCAGACCUGACCACCCAGCUGGUCCUAGCAGAGCAGACAGAGCCGUGCAAUAUUUUCACAGGCAGGUUGGCGACACAGUGGCUGCCAUCUCUGAGCAGUAUGCCGAAUUACUUGGAUCAAAUACCGGUAACAAUUCUGUGGAAAGCCUUAGCCAUGAGCAAAUGUUGGCUGAGGUGAUGGGAGGCCUUAAUGUGUCUGGAAGAUAUUUCACCUUCAAAGAACAAAUGAAGAGGGCUGUAGUGAGAAUUGUACGUGACAAGAUGCAGCGGACGGAGGCUUUCACCAAUCCUCAAGAGUUGAAAGAAUUUGUCAGCAAGCUCUACGUCCACUUGGUUGAUGAAACGCAUGUGGCUCUGAACAAGAUUUCCUCCAAUAUUGUUGAAGAAGAGUCCAUACAUGAAAUAAAGUUUGAACCAUGUCAGCUAAGACAGUUUGCUAAAGAGGCCCAAUUAACUGGGAAUUAUCAGCAAGCGGCCCAGUACUACCAAGAGUUAGUGGUGAUGCACCCUGAUGAAGCUUUAUGCAAGUAUGAGUGGGGAAACCUGUGCAUGUUAAUGGGGGACUACAUGAAAGCCAAAGAGUGUUACCGUGCCGCUGUGUCCACCCAGCAAACACACCAACCCAGCCUGAUGAUGUGUGGGGUUGUAGCUGUGAUGUUGGAGCGUUACAAAGAAGCCCAGACCUUCCUGGAGCGGGCGACCAGUGUAGACCCGCCUAGUGUCGUGGCCUGGACGCUGCUGGGUUUGCUGCAUUUAAGUCUGAAGGAGUUCAUCCUGUCGGAGAAAGCAUUCCUGGAGGCCAAGAGUCUACUUUUUGAAAAUGAGGCCAAUAAUAAAGGAAAUGUAGACAACAGAAUGAAAAAAAGCGCGGACAACAUAGAAGAAGUGAGGGCUAAGCAGAAGGAAAAGGAGCCAGAAAUUCCUGCACAGUCUCCCACAGCUGAACAAGACCCAAAGUUCUUAGAGCAGGACACAACGGAGCACAUAGAGCCAUCUGAACACAGCAAAAGCUCCAAGGAGCCUCCAGCUGAUCUCACACUCACCAUUUUCACACACACAGUGCAGUUCUUGCUGCAGAACAACGCCCUGCAGAUGGCAGAAUAUGCUUUAUCCCAGGAGCUGCUGUGUCCUGAAGGAGGUUGCAGUUUUGCCUAUCUUUUUAACCUGGCCAAGUUACAGCUGCUCAAAGGUGAUUACACUGGUGCUGCUGGGAGCCUGGAAGAAGCACUGGCUCACACAAAUCAGAACCCGGAUGCCUGGGCCUUGAAAGGUCACUGCCACUACCUGCAAGGCGAUGUUCCUGAAGCACAGGAGAGUUAUGAGAGGAGCCUGAUCUUUCAGCAACCACCUUCAGACUCACACAUUGUUCUCCUUCGCCUGGGAUCCAUCUAUUUCAUGCAGAACAAUGUUAGUAAUUGCUGCAUUGUGUAUUUGUUUGUGCAGUUGGAGGAGCUGUGUGAGGCUGAAGAUGCUUUAGCCGCAGCCAGUCGUUUGAACACAGUGAAUGCAGAGAUGUGGGCAUACCUUUCUUUAAUCAACCUGAAGUUUGGAAGACAAGAAAUGGCGGACCAGUGUUAUAGACACGCUAUGAGGUUUGAUCUGCAGGAUUCUUCCCUCAUCAAGGAGAUCAGCGAGAUGAAGGAUCAGAUUCGAAAGAGUCACCUGGCAUCUACUUCAAAGACAGUGCUGAAGUAAAGAUUUAAACCAUUAAAGCAAAGACAUUUUAAAGCUAUGAUGCUAAAUGUCUACACAUAUUUAGCAAGGAAAUAUAUAUAUAUGUAUAAAAAUUGAUAAUCCAAACUGAGACACUGAGAAAAACAACUUAAUGUAUUUUUAUUGUCUAAAUAGGCCAAAGAUUUAACUGUGUGCAUUAAUCCAGUCAGUGUUUGUGUUUUCACAAUGAAAAUGUCAAUAAGAUGAUUCUUUUAUUCAUCUUAAAUUUGUUUUUUUGACUGCAACAGUAUUUUGUUCUAACUAUCGCGGCUUUAAUGUUAUUGUCAUGUUUUAUUUAGUACAGUGUAUGGUUUCUUUAUUAGCAUAUAUUAACACAGAU
Cyprinodon variegatus (sheepshead minnow) is the source of this 3410-nucleotide messenger RNA. RefSeq names its product cilia and flagella associated protein 70 (gene cfap70). NCBI's taxonomy places the organism in Eukaryota, Metazoa, Chordata, Actinopteri, Cyprinodontiformes, Cyprinodontidae. Gene Ontology annotation, biological process: cilium movement; cilium assembly. The record is from RefSeq and is a predicted model, not a curated record. Bases 83 to 3052 code for a protein of 989 amino acids. Gene Ontology annotation, cellular component: extracellular exosome; motile cilium. Gene Ontology annotation, molecular function: protein binding. The transcript is spliced from 23 exons.